Drosophila kikkawai is the source of this 1711-nucleotide messenger RNA. It is a transcript of the gene Smyd3, whose product is annotated as SET and MYND domain containing, class 3. The record is from RefSeq and is a predicted model, not a curated record. Gene Ontology annotation, cellular component: nucleus. Gene Ontology annotation, molecular function: protein binding. NCBI's taxonomy places the organism in Eukaryota, Metazoa, Arthropoda, Insecta, Diptera, Drosophilidae.
GUUGUGUUUUUGUUGUUGUUUUGCAUUUGCUUUUCAUGUUUUCUGUGUGUUUGUGGUUUGCUUCAAAGCGAUUUGCGUAAAUUGUGUUUGUUUUCCUAUUCGGUGGCUAAAAAUAGAAAAAGUGUGCGCUCAUUUCAGUCGCCCGUGUGACGGGCCCCCAGGCGAAAGUCCGGUACCCCAAAAUACGAGGAAAUAGAGCAAGUGGUAAUGGAGAAGCGUCGCAUUCCCAUGGCCACCAGUUCGUCGUCCAAGGCGGCCAAGAGUCCUGUGGCCCCGCAGAUCAAGCGUGGCCAGCGGAUCCUCACCGAGAAGCCCUUUGCCUUUGUAUUAAAGUCCAAGUAUCGCCUGGAGCGAUGCGACAACUGCCUGGAGGCGACCAAGGUCCUCAAGUGCUCCAACUGCCGCUACGUGUCUUACUGCAAUCGUGCCUGCCAGUCGCAGGCCUGGGGCCAGCACAAGCACGAGUGUCCAUUUCUAAAGAAGGUCCAUCCCCGCAUUGUGCCCGAUGCGGCUCGCAUGCUGUGUCGCCUGAUCCUGCGUCUGGAGCAUGGCGGCGACCUUAUACGGGGCUACUACACGGAGCAUGGCUCUCGCAAGUUCCGGGAUUUGAUGUCGCAUUAUGCCGAGAUUAAGAAUGAUCCCAUGCGGCUGGAGCACUUGGACUCGCUGCACGCCGUUCUCGAGGACAUGAUGGCCGAGAGUCCCAGCACGGUGCCAAACAAGACGGAACUGAUGAGCAUCUAUGGUCGACUUAUCACCAACGGGUUCAAUGUGUUGGAUGCCGAGAUGAACUCCAUUGCCACGGCCAUUUACUUGGGCGUCUCCAUCACGGAUCAUAGCUGCCAGCCGAAUGCGGUGGCCACCUUCGAGGGCAGCGAGCUGCAUGUCCAUGCAAUUGAGGAUAUGGAAUGCCUGGACUGGUCCAAGAUCUUCAUCAGCUACAUUGACCUGCUCAACACCCCCGAGCAGCGGCGGCAGGACCUCAAGGAUCACUACUAUUUCCUCUGCGUGUGCACCAAGUGCACGGAUGCCCAGGAGUCCCGCGAAAUGACGGCGGCCCUAUGCCCGAAUCGCAACUGUGGUGUGGGCAUAAAUGUGGAGCGCACCAACUGCCCCCGCUGCGAUGCUGGAAUCAGUCCCAAGCUCAGGAAUGCCUAUAAGGAGGCGAUGGCCCUCACCCGGCACAAUCUGGAGUCCAUGAAGGAUGUGGCCUACUUUGAUGUGUGCAAGGUGUGCCUGAAUAAGCAGACGGGCGUGCUCCAUCCCCUGAAUGUGUGGCACGUCAAGACCUUGGACGCCGCCUUUGAGGCUGCCAUCGAUGUGGGCAAGUGGACGGAUGCCUUGGACUAUGGCCAGCGUUUGCUUCCGGGCUUCCGGAAGUAUCAUGGCGCCUGGAAUCCCCUGCUGGGCCUGCUCCACAUGAAGUUGGGCAAAAUCCAGCUGUUUGAACAGCACGCCAAGGAGGCCAGGCAUCAUCUGGAGGAGGCUCAGCGCAUCCUGACCGUCACCCAUGGCCGGGACCAUCGACUGCUGUCGGAGCAGCUGUAUCCGCUGCUCCUGCAAGCGCGACACGAGGCCAAUAACUAGCCGCUUGAUGUUUCUAUAAUGUAAUUUAUAAUCCCUAAAGAUGUAUACGAUGUGGGCCACUCUUUGCGGUAAACUUGUGUAUAUCCAUAUAUUUCUCGACUAAUAAAAGUAGUAAUAAUAUUUA